Molecule: messenger RNA, 1885 nt
Organism: Nicrophorus vespilloides
Lineage: Eukaryota; Metazoa; Arthropoda; Insecta; Coleoptera; Silphidae
Product: FGGY carbohydrate kinase domain-containing protein
Exons: 6
Coding region: 149-1771 (540 amino acids)
Biological process (GO): carbohydrate metabolic process
Molecular function (GO): kinase activity; phosphotransferase activity, alcohol group as acceptor
Source: RefSeq, a predicted model, not a curated record
UUUAAAAAACAAAGUUCUUAUCUCGUGCGCCCUGAGGUCAAUUCACUGAGCUUGGAUUGCACUUUCUCCCAGUUGAUUUCCAGCUUUCUCCAGUUGAUCCUCUUAUUGUUGUUGUUCUUGUUGUUGAGUUCAUCUUUCUGCUGAAAUCAUGGUGUACUUUGUUGGAGUGGACGUUGGAACGGGAAGCGUCAGAGCGGCUUUGGUCGAUGCAACAGGAACAAUCAGAAAGACGUCGGUGAAGGAGAUCAAAAUCUGGAACGACCUCGUCGAUCAUUACGAGCAAUCGUCUGAAGACAUCUGGUCGUGUUGCGUGCGAUGCGUCAAGGAUGUUUGCAAAGAUGUAGACCCUGAGCUGAUCAGAGGUAUCGGUUUCGAUGCCACCUGCUCUCUAGUUGCCAUCGAUGUUAACGAGGAACCGCUCUCUAUCAGCGUUUCAGGCAGAGAUGAGCAGAACGUUAUGAUGUGGCUGGACCAUCGGGCUCAGGCGGAGGCCAAGUUUGUAAGCGGUUUGAAGCACGACGUUCUCAAGUAUACGGGCGGAUCUAUAUCGUUGGAAAUGCAAACGCCGAAGCUGCUGUGGCUCAAGAAACAUCUGAAGGAGCAAUGGGAUAAGAGCAGGUGGUUCUUCGAUCUGCCGGAUUUCCUCACAUGGAAAGCGACCGGUUGCGAUUCCAGAUCGCUGUGCUCUUUAGUUUGCAAGUGGACGUACAACGGGCGUGAUUCGAGAUGGGAGCGAUCGUAUUUCGAGCAGAUCGGAUUAGAGGAUCUGCUGUUGAAGGACGCAUGUAAGAUUGGAGGAAAUGUUAAUUCGCCUGGUAAACCGAUCGGCGAUGGGUUGAGUCGUCGCGCCGCCGAAGAGUUCAAUCUGCUGCCGGGAACUGCGGUCGGAGCGAGCAUCAUAGACGCCCACGCCGGAGGAUUAGCGUUGCUCGGAUGUUCCGUUGCCAAUAUCGACGAAUCGUUCGAAUCGCGGAUGGCUUUGAUCUGCGGAACUUCGACCUGUCACAUGGUGGUCAGCGAGGGCCCGGUCUACGCUGCGGGCAUCUGGGGUCCGUACUACGGGGCGAUGGUUCCGGGACUCUGGUUGAACGAAGGCGGGCAGAGCGUUACGGGGAAACUCGUAGAUCACAUCAUCGAAACGCAUCCGGCAACAGCAAACAUCAGGAGGAAACUGCGCGACGGUCAGCACGUCCAGCACUACCUCAACUCGCUUCUGGUAACCAUGGCAGCAGAAGGUAACCACGACGACAUCUGUUAUUUGAGCGAAGACAUCCACGUCUGGCCCGAUUUCCAUGGAAACCGCUCACCGAUAGCCGAUCCCACAUUAAAAGGAGCUAUUUGCGGUUUAACUCUUUCCACAACGGAGAAGAGCUUGGCCCUCUUGUACCUGGCAACUUUGCAAGCGCUUUGCUACGGUACCAGACACAUAUUGGAGUCUCUGAAGAGUUCUGGUAACGCUUCCAUCGAAUCGAUCCUCAUCUGCGGCGGAUUGAGCAGGAACGAUCUGUUCAGAAGAACUCAAGCCGACGUCCUCGGUCUGCCCGUCGUCUGUCCCGAAGAGAAGGAAUCGGUGCUUCUCGGUGCGGCGAUCCUCGGUGCGGCCGCCGCUCAGCAUUUCCCCACAAUCGUUGAAGCCAUGAAGAUGAUGGGCGGUAAAGGAAUCGCGGCGUAUCCAAACGAUGCUCUCAAAGCUUACCACGACAAGAAGUACAGAGUAUUCUUGAAGAUGCUGGAACAUCAAAAUUUGUAUAGAAGCAUCAUGAAAACAUAGUCUUUACAUUUUAUUUAAUUACUCGAUGAUCAAACAUGCCAAUUAGAUUAUCCGAUACGCAAAUUAAAGAUAAAACUAUGACUUUAUCAACAUUUCUGUAAAAAGUUUUCAAAG